This is a messenger RNA of Didymodactylos carnosus, 417 nucleotides long. The record is from the annotation of a GenBank genome assembly. NCBI's taxonomy places the organism in Eukaryota, Metazoa, Rotifera, Eurotatoria, Philodinida, Philodinidae.
AUGAGCUCUACCACUGGCAAAUGUUUAUGUGAACAGAUUAGUGUUGCUGUUACCAAAGAAGCACUAGGUGCAGCUGACAAAAUUGUUGUAUGCCAUUGCAAGAAUUGUCGUCAAAAUAAUGGCUCAUUGGCAGCGGUUGAUGUUAUUGCACCGGAAUCAUCUGUUAAAAUUACUGGACAACCAAAAAUUUAUCAAGAUACAAAUACGGAUAGUGGUAAGCCGAUGCCACGUGCUUUUUGUGGUAAUUGUGGUAGUCCAAUUUAUAGAACUUCACCCAGUUUUCCCGGUAUGCUAAUAAUUAAAUUAGGUUUAUUUGAUGAAAUACCAAAACCAGCUACGGAAGUAUAUUGUAAACGAAGACCAACGUGGGUUAAAGCAAUUGAUGGUGCCAAACAAUUUGAUACUAUGCCGAAAUAA